This is a messenger RNA of Funneliformis geosporum, 883 nucleotides long. NCBI's taxonomy places the organism in Eukaryota, Fungi, Glomeromycota, Glomeromycetes, Glomerales, Glomeraceae. The record is from the annotation of a GenBank genome assembly.
CCUUUAAGAGCUGUGAUUGAUAUAGAUGCAUCGAAAGAAGAUAUGGAAACAGCUAAUAUUAAAGGACAGGAAGUAUUUAUUCAAAUCUGUUGCUCUUUCAUAAGAGUUUUGUAUCAAAUUCUUGACUGUGGUUGGAAAGAUAUUCUCAAAGGGUUAGAAAUUGCUACGUCUUCAGAUUCUAGCAAGUAUAGCUAUCACAUUUUAUAUGCACCAGCUCUCCUUAUCAAUCAUCAUGAACUCAAAGCAUUCACAGAGUUAGUAUAUACCUUAACUGGUGAAAAAUUUGGUAAGUAUAUUGAUCGAGGACUUCCAGGUCAAAAUUUCAAUCUUCGCCUUAUUGGUUCGGCAAAAAAGCCACCUACUAGCUUAGGGGUUAAAAAACAUUCUAAUUAUCUUAGGGAUUGGACUAUUGAAGAAAAGGAAGAGAUGAAAGAAAACUUCAUAUAUUUUAACUGGAAAGCUCUACUAGAAUGUCCACAAUGUAAAUGCAUAUAUGACAAGGAUCAGCGUGAUGAGAGCAGGGAAGUUUUUGAAUGUGACCCAUCUAUUGCAGAAAAAAUUCAGAAAGAAAAUAAAAAUUUAUCUCACGCCUCUCACAGGAUAAAGGGUUUAGGUUUUCCUAAAGCCUUCGUAAAAAUGCCAUCUUGGGUUAAGUAUAAUGAAAACCUUACAGCGACAGAAAUAUAUGAGGAGAGAUAUGUAAGACCAUUACCCAAUGAAGACGAUAUCUAUGUAGGAUCACCUUGGGAGACAGGAAAAACAUAUGUUCUAGAGCAUCUUACUAUAUCUGAUGACGUGAAUUUGCUAGUAUUAUCCACGCGUCACUCUUACUCGAAUGCUGUUACUACAAGACUCAAUCUCAAAUCAUAUUGUGAUAUCGAUG